GAGAAGAUUUACUUACGAUGGAUCCGACCUUGAACGACCUCUUUUAGAUUGCAGUAUUUGUAAUUUACGUUUUAAUUUUGGGAAUAUAAUUUUUUCGGUGCUUUGAUUGCUAAAUUAUUUGUGUUCAUUCACAUCCGCUAUGAUUUAAUCGAUUAUAUUAGAGCAGGCAUGGAUAAUCUAACGGUCGACGGGAAAUCUAUCUAUGAGCUCAAAGUUACUGAGCUGAAAGAUGAGCUGGGAAAGCGAUCCCUGUCCAAAACAGGCAACAAACAGCAGCUUGUUGCGCGGCUUAGCGAAUACCUUACGGAGAAUCCAGAACCAGCGAGUGUUGCCGUUCCAGAAAAAGAAAAAUCACCAGCCAAGGUUGAUAUCGUGGCACAGUACCUGGCUGAUCGAGAUGCCUCGCUAGCUGCUGCACUGGAUCGCAAACGGAAAGUUCAAGCUGGUGAACACAAACCCGAGGAGCUUCAGUCGACCACGGAAGACACGGAGAACACCGCAAUGCCAGUCCAGAGCGUGGAGUCCCCCCGGAUCCCUGCGCCCACCCCUGAGGAGCACACUCCCGAGCGCCCCAUCACCUCGCCCACCCCCACGGGACGCAAGACCCGCCAGCAGUCCCGCACCACUCCCAGCCGCACGGAGACGGCGUCCCCUGGCGUGGAGGAACGCGAGAACGGUGGCGCCCCCAAAAUGGCCGCCCUGCGUUCUCCCACCCCUGAACUGGCCUCACCCCCGGCGCUGCGCAGUGCUGCUGCUGUCGUGCCCAAAGAGCUUAGUCCCGAGGUGCCGACCGUCGUCAGCCAUGCGUCGCCGGAUCGUGCUGUUCUCGCAGGUUCUUCGGGUACUUCAGCGUCGGUUAGUAGCUCAGUUGAUGAUCAGGGUGGUUUGAUUGGUAGCGAUCCGUUAAGGGUAAGUAAGGCUGCGGCUGAUGCGCGUCAUGACGUCAAGGUGCCUGAUACAGUUGUCGUGCACGAUCAUGUUCCACCAGAGGUGCCGUCGGUUGCUGCUGCUGCUUCUGUGCCGCUGAAUCAAGCUGCUGCUGAAGCGACGGUGAAGUCGGGGCCUAAGGAGACGGUGGAAGAGAAAGCGCCGGCUGUGGCGGUGGAAGACAAGGUGGCUGUCGCGCCUGUUGAGGAGAAAGUGGCCGUCGCGGCGGGAGCGGGAAGGAAGGUGUUCGAGAAAAAGAAGCGUCCGGAAAGUGUCAGCAGCGCGGUUCCGGUGCUUAAAGAGGCGGAAAAGAAGGAGGAGAAGGUGGAGAGCGCGCCACCGGUUGUCACUGAAACCGUGGUGCGGGAUGCGGAAGAGAAGCCCAAGGAGAAAGUCUCUGCGGUGGAGAAUGUGGAACCGAAGAGUUCUCCAGUUGGUCGAAAAUUAACCGAGUCCAUAAGUAUCGAAGAGGAGAAACUGGAUUAUGGCGAUCUCGAGGCAGACGAUGAUGUGAUCAUGAAAGAUACUAGUACUACCGUCGUCAAGCCUGCUCAGCCGGAAACACCGACCAACCGGAAGCGUCGUCAGUCGAUCACUGCUCCGACCGGCCGAUCUGACUCAAUUUCCAUUAAGCCCUCGUUGAGUGAGAAGAUAUCGGAACGUGGCGCCGAUGAAAAUCGUGAAAUCAAGGAACCUCCGAGAAAAAUGGCGCGUUCUGGCCUUGGCACUGUUAGCGAUGAGAAUAAAAGUGCCAUUGUGCCGGAGCAGUCGGAAGGGCGCUCCAGCCCGCCACCAUCGAAAACCGGACCAACACGGAUGGUGCACAUUAGAAAUUUGGUUCGGCCGUAUACGGUGCUGGCGCUAAAAGAGUUACUGAAGAAAACCGGAACCAUCAUCGAUGAUGCGGAUCAUUUCUGGACUGAUACCAUUAAAUCCCAGUGUAUAGCCUGUUAUACGACGGAAGAGGAAGCCACUGCAACGAGGAAAGCAUUGUAUGGUAUUAAAUGGCCCUCUUCUAGUACGAAGGAACUAACUGUGGAUUUUAUCAAGGAAGAUGAGUUCAAGGAGAAAACCACCGCCCCCUCAACCCCCACCAGCACUCCGACCGCGCUGGACGCCCGCCGCUCCCUGACCACUCCCCGUCUCCACGACAACCGUUCGCUGGACACGAAAGCCUUAGAGAACGUCAAAAUCAUCCUGGCCAGCAACAAGGACACGGGGGAGACGCAUAGGGAUGUGGCGCUGCUGCGCGAUCUGGAGCGGCGUGGUGCUGCUGACCGGCGGGGGAAGGAGCGCGCGGAACGCGACAAGGAGAAGGAGUCCGAUACUCAUGUUCAGACCAAAGAAGAGACGCAGCUGCCGCCGCCGCUCCGUAAUACUGUGAGUUCGAAGGAGGAAACCGGGUUGGAGAAGGGCGAAGCAGUGAAGGAGCGGGAAUGGGAUCGGGGGAAGGAAAAGGAAGCUGAGGCCAAGAAAGAGCCUAGUAAACCAGAAGAACGACCGAAAUCUCCACAAGAAAAAAACCGCCUUGAGUUAUUGUUUGAACGGACUGAAACGAAGCCGCAACUCUACUGGAAACGAUUGACUGAUGCAGAAAUCAGCGCCAGAGAAGAAAAGCGUCGGUUAGGGAUUUUCGAGGAACGUCGACCGCGUCAGUUUGACGAUUUCCGGCCGAAAGCUCCUGAACGAUCACGCGAAUCACCAGACCGCCGUCUGCCGCGCCGCGACAGUCCCCCGCCGCUGGGCCGACGGGACCGAUCACCACGCAGCCGGGAGCGGGAUUUCCGCGGGGCGCGCAGUGCGGGCGGCGGCGGUGGUCCGAUGCGACGCCGGCCGUCGCCACGGCGCUCCUCACCAUAUCGACGCCCGCGGAGUCGUUCACCGCCCCGGUACCGCGGCGGCGGUGGGGGUAUGGGCCGACGUAGUCGCGGCCGGAGUCCGCCGCGCGGAGGUGGAGGACGACGACGCUGGUGAGGAGGGAUGUCGCGGGGAGCAUUCCGGGACGGCGCAUGUGGUGGCUUUUUUGUUAAACGUGUUUUUUCUUUCUUUUGUGGGAAUGUUAGAAAUUAGUGUUUUGUUUUGGCGGGGAUAGGUAGGUCGCAAAUUGAGAGGGUUAUUUAGCGGAUGUGGCGGGAGAACUUUUUGGGGGGAAAUAUUAUGGGAGAAUGUAUGGGAUUGUGCUUUGAAGGUGUUACCGAUAGAUAGGCAGGUUCGUGGAGUUUUGAUGUUUCUUUGAGGCUGUCUGCCUAUCAGCUUGUAUUCUUUUCGGUGUCUUGUAUUUACGGCUACUGUUUUAAAGUUAAUAAAGAUUGCUAGGUUUA
This is a messenger RNA of Paramacrobiotus metropolitanus, 3248 nucleotides long. Its product is annotated as apoptotic chromatin condensation inducer in the nucleus-like. Gene Ontology annotation, molecular function: nucleic acid binding. The coding region runs from base 169 to 2901 and encodes 910 amino acids. The transcript is spliced from 12 exons. The record is from RefSeq and is a predicted model, not a curated record. NCBI's taxonomy places the organism in Eukaryota, Metazoa, Tardigrada, Eutardigrada, Parachela, Macrobiotidae.